CGGCCCGGCCUGGCCAUGGAGAACUGGGCCGCCUACAACCAGACCACGCAAUCGGAGGCGUCCCGCCGCCUGCCGCCCGUUUUCUUGAGGCGUUUUGCAGCCGGCAGCCGGCGGCCCGGCCCGGCCAGGGAGCACAGCUCCGCCUACAACCAAACCACACAACCGGACGCGUCUCGCUACCUCCCAACCAUUUUCUUCAGGUGUUUUCCAGCUGGGAGCCGACGGCCCGGCUCGGCUAGGGAGCACAGCUCCGCCUACAAGCGGACCACGCAACCGGAGGCGAAGACACCCUGCCCGUCUCUCUUUUGCUUUCGGUUUUUUCCAGCUGGGAGCCGGCGCCGCGGCCCGGCCAUGAUCAGCGCAGUCUACAACGCGACCACGGAACCCGAGGCGAAGAAUCCCCGCCGCCUCCCCUUGGGCUGCACCCUGCGGCACCUGCGGGGAUGGCGGCUGCCAGUCAAGGUGUUCCAGACGAUUUUCUCUUUAGUGGCUGUUGUUUGUGAAGAACUUGUGCAAGAAUGCUACAACUGUAGUCCACUUUACUACUUUGAAUUUGCAAGCUGCAGUGCCUUCCUUUUGAGCCUCCUGUUUCUGUAUGUGUAUUGCACUGAUUUGUAUGAGUCACUGGGGGAAGAUAAAGUGCGGAAACUGAAUUUUUUGACUGUGCUGCUCAUAGUUGCCAUUUUUCUGUCAGCAUCAAUACUGCUUUCUGCAAACUGCAAUGAGCCUGAAGAAUAUGCUGCAUGUGUAUUUGGAUUUUUUGCAACUUCUGUAUUUGUAGCUGAACUUGUCAUAGAGAUCUGUCUCAUAAUAAAACGAAAACGGAAUGUCAAGAAACACCCUGAGAAGCCUCCUAACGCUCCGAGUGCCACAGAAAAUCAGCCAUUGAAUAAAAAAAGAUAACUUCCUGAAA
Molecule: messenger RNA, 913 nt
Organism: Melospiza melodia melodia
Lineage: Eukaryota; Metazoa; Chordata; Aves; Passeriformes; Passerellidae
Gene: CMTM6
Product: CKLF like MARVEL transmembrane domain containing 6
Exons: 4
Coding region: 16-903 (295 amino acids)
Cellular component (GO): membrane
Source: RefSeq, a predicted model, not a curated record